Scheffersomyces coipomensis is the source of this 945-nucleotide messenger RNA. Its product is annotated as spermine synthase. The record is from RefSeq and is a predicted model, not a curated record. NCBI's taxonomy places the organism in Eukaryota, Fungi, Ascomycota, Pichiomycetes, Serinales, Debaryomycetaceae. The transcript has a single exon. Gene Ontology annotation, molecular function: catalytic activity. Bases 1 to 945 code for a protein of 314 amino acids.
AUGUCACCCAUAGAUUUAAAUAAUAUCCCUAUCAUAGAUCUUGAUAGUUUCACUCAUGAAACCAUCUUUAAACAAGGUGAUAAAUAUUGGUUCUUUGAAAAAUCAGAAGAUGCAUUUCCAGGUCAAGCCUUUGGGUUAGAAAUUAACCAAAUUCUUUAUCAUACUAAAUCUCAAUUUCAAGAUAUCCUUAUUUUUAAAUCAUUAAGUUUUGGUAAUGUAUUAGUUCUUAAUGGUAUUAUUCAAUGUACUGAGAAAGAUGAAUUUGCUUAUCAAGAAUUAAUAACUCAUUUGCCAGUUAUGUCACAUCCAAAUCCUACCAAAGCAUUAGUUAUUGGUGGAGGUGAUUGUGGAGUAAUUAGAGAAUUAAUUAAACAUGUUGAAUUAGGUACCAUUGAAUCGAUUACCAUGGUUGAAAUUGAUGAUAUGGUGAUUCAAUUAUCAACUAAAUUCUUACCUGAAAUGGCUAAAUAUCAUAAUCAUCCCAAAGUAAAUCUUAUUAUUGAUGAUGGAUUUAAAUUUUUAAAAUCAACUCAAGAAAAAUUUGAUAUUAUUAUAACUGAUUCAUCUGAUCCUGAAGGUCCAGCAGAAGAAUUUUUUCAAAUUAAUUAUUUUAAAUUAUUAUUAAAUGCUUUACAAAAAGAUGGUAUUGUAAUUAUGCAAAGUAGUGAAAAUAUUUGGUUAAAUUUAUCUUAUCUUAAAAAUUUAUUAAAAAAGGCAAAGACGAUAUUUAAAAAUGUUAAAUAUAGUCAAUGUUAUAUGCCAAGUUAUACUAGUGGGUCAUUAGGGUUGAUUAUUGCUACUAAUGAUGAAUUAAAGGAUGUCACCAAACCUUUAAGAAAGUUAAAGCCCUCUUUAGAGGCAAAUUUAUUUAAAUAUUAUAAUAGUAAUAUUCAUCAAUCUUCAUUUGUGUUACCAACUUGGGCUCAAAAUGAAUUAAAGAAUUGA